Messenger RNA from Thunnus maccoyii (southern bluefin tuna), 2919 nucleotides. RefSeq names its product FKBP prolyl isomerase 1Ab (gene fkbp1ab). NCBI's taxonomy places the organism in Eukaryota, Metazoa, Chordata, Actinopteri, Scombriformes, Scombridae. Gene Ontology annotation, molecular function: peptidyl-prolyl cis-trans isomerase activity. Bases 148 to 474 code for a protein of 108 amino acids. The record is from RefSeq and is a predicted model, not a curated record. The transcript has 5 exons.
AGGAGUAAGCGAUGCUGGUCUCCCUCAUGGUCUCCCUGCAGAGAGAGAGAGACAGACAGCUGAGAACAUCCGCCGGAGGAGCAGACAGACACAUUACGGGAAGAGUGUGUUGCCGGGUGCAGGGACAGCUCCAUAACACACCGCAAAAUGGGAGUCGAAAUCGAGACAAUAACCCCGGGCGACGGAAGGACUUUCCCAAAAAAGGGACAGACGUGUGUGGUGCAUUAUGUCGGCUCCUUGACAGAUGGACGCAAGUUUGAUUCAUCCCGUGAUAGGGACAAGCCUUUCAGGUUCAAGAUCGGCAAGCAGGAGGUGAUCCGAGGCUGGGAAGAGGGUGUAGUGCAGAUGAGUGUUGGCCAAAGAGCCAAGCUGACCUGUUCACCUGACUAUGCUUAUGGAAACAAAGGCCACCCAGGCAUCAUUCCUCCUAACGCCACCCUCAUCUUUGACGUUGAGCUGCUGGGUUUGGAAUGAAACCAAUCCACCACAUAUUUUUGUGUGUGUGACUUCCUACCUGGGUGACUUGGAGAGAAGCUAGGAGAGUCUGCACUUGAUUCUAUAAGAGGCUUGAGUCUAUAGUUCCACCAUAUUUAUGGUUAUUAUUUCAUCAAACUAUGACAGUUUGUAUUAUUUUGUCUCUGUGACUAAGUUAAUUCUAUUUUUCCAUCAUAUUCUUCCUUCUAAAACUAUGGGCCAUAACCUUACAAACCUCCAUUUUCUUAAUCUUGAAUUUUUGUGAAUUGAGUUUCUUUUUUCUUUGUGUGUGUGUUUUAACUAUUAGUUGUGCAUGGUUAUGCUGAAAAGUACAAAAUACCAAUGAACCACUAGCAGUGACAUUCAUCUCCUAUGAAUCAAUGAGUAGUAGUAUUAGAAUGUUUGAGAGCUGGUGCUUGUUAUAUUAAAGAAACAAAAAGUGUACACAAAAAAUGAAAAGCACACAUUUGUAUCUAAACCCUUUUCAGCUAAAAAUUAGAACAAAUGAAAUGAGCUUCUGUUAGAGAGAGAGGGCUCAGCGUUGAAUUCAGUGGUAUAUCAUUGUUAUGUUAGGCCUUAAUGGUGCAACACAAGAACUGAGUUGGGAAAAUAUUCCCAUUUGUAUAUAGUACUACUGUGUUUUCUUUUUCAUUGAAAUUAAUGAAAGUGUGAACUAAAGAGGGGUAAUUGGCGCAAAGGAGAACCAAUCACAGUCAUAGAUAGUUCUAACGUGUGCCUAAAUAUUUUCACCAGACACAUGACAACUACCUUACCCUGUCUGCAUGUUGUAGGCCCGGCGGAAACCCUAGUAUGUAUGUGUGGAAAGCUUUGCGUCCAAUUCGCGUUACCAUUGCCUUUUCAUCUCGCCAAGUCUUUAAACCCCAUUUAAAGCCAUACACCAGUUGAACAGUGCAAAGACAGGAUUUGCAGUGACACACAUAAAUUGGAGUUUGUUAUUCUUUUCUUAGAAAAAGGGGAAAUGCUUGAAAUUUACAAAAAGGGGUUGAGGAAGCAAUCAAAUUGUGACCUCCCCCAACCUUAUUUUGUGUAACAACUUCAAUCAUGUAUUUUUCAGAUGCCAACUUUCUAUCUCUGAGAAUCAACAAAGCUAGUGUUUAAGCUAUGAUAAUAGCUAGUGUUUUUUUUCUGUCAGGUGUCAGUAUAGUACCACACUGCCUAAUUGAAGGCUGUUGAGGUAGAAAAUUCUGACACACAGGCAUCCUAGUGGUUUUGUAUCUCAAAUAAAUAGUUUUAAAUGGAGUUUAAAUGAAGGAAUAUGCUGGCCUGGCUGUCAGAUAUUGAUUAUGGCUGUCAAUGUUACAUAUUGGCCAAGCUGCAACUGGUGUGGCAGCAGUCCACCUCUGUACUGUGUAGUUAUGUGCUGAUACGUUACUGUAUGCAGGCUAAACCAAUGAUGACAUAUUUAAAAUAAAAGAAGUGCUCUCCACCUGAAGGCUUUUUUUAAUAUUUUCUCACUACUGAUAGACCAUAUUUGAUUUAUUAAAAAUGUGUGUUUAUGCUUUUAAUCUUUUCCAUUAAUGAAAUGGUGGUGGUGUAGUUUUUUAAACAAUGCUGACUUGUGAAAUACUACUCAUGUUACUAAAAAUAAUUUUAACUACAUGAGGAUUGAUUGAUCAAUAGUUUGAAUAUUUUACAUUGUCAUGCACCAUACACAGCAAAACCAGUUUUGCCACUUGCUAAUUAACAGUGGUGGAAAGUAACAGUAAGUACAUUCAAUCAAGUGUUGCAGACAAUUUUGAAGUAGGCCUACAUGUUCUUUACGUGUAUAAUUCCAAUUGAUUCAACUUUACACUUUAAUACACAUUUCAAAGGGAAAUAUUGUACUUUUUAAUUCACUACACUUAUCUGAUUAAGUUACUUAUUGUAGAUUUUACACACAAAACAUCAUCUUAUACAUAAAAUGUAAGAUUAAAAUACCCAACACCAUAGCCGGAUUUACUUGUUUGGGGGCCCCAGGGCAAAAAUUUGUUGUUGGGACCCUAUUGCAGCCCCUCUGUCAUUAUUCAUGGGACAAGAAAUGACCCCAGGUUUUCAGUGUGUAUUAGUCUUUAGGUUAGCCAUUAGUUUCUGAGGCACUUUGAUUAAACACAACUUAGUAGGAACAUAGUAGUCAGUAACACUAUAAUACCCACUGUACCUACAAAUUAUACAUAUUUAUUCAGUUCACAAUGCAAAAUUUGUAUUCUAUUUGUAUUCUGUUUGUACCUCACAGAAACAGUUUCACCUGUAUAUAGUCAUUCCUUGUGUAUAUUUCUUAAGAUUGUUGUGUUGUUAUUUUGUGUUAGUACAUUCAGAGCCACUAAACCAAACUCAAAUUCCUAUUAUGUGUGAACACACUUGGCCAAUAAAGAUUAUUCUGAUUCUGAUUCUGAAUAUACACCAUGUUAGCAAUAAGCAUUAAAAUUAAGUCUUAAAACAUACAGG